CUGUAAUCUGCUAGCAGGGUCUGCGCAUGAGCGGGGACGGGCAGGGAGAGGAGUGGGACUGGGAGCAGCUGUGGCAAAUGUUCCACCAGUCCAGCAAUAUCGAGAAGAAAAGACAAUUUACGGCUGAAGAAAACACUUUGACGCGCUCUUUGAGCGGAAUCGAGUGGGUAGACGCGUGUUGGGCGUCCGCGGUCAACUGCGAAGCGUUGAAAAGUAGCAGAUCGGCUCGGUUUCUGAACUCACUGCAAACAAAAUAACAAGCCCGAAAGACUGACAAUAAAGCCACAACUGACACCAGACUGAACCAGGGCCUCAAUACACCAUCCUCUAAUCUACUCGGACAUUCACCCCGCAUCAAUUCACAAAACCCCUGCUUGUUUUUGUGAAACUCGGGAGACAAUGAAGACCUGAACUCAUGUGCUAGCCGCUGAGCUGAGUGUGUGUGUGUGAUAGAGUGUGUAUGAACUCUUCUGUUUUCAGGAAACUUUCUCCCCUCGCAUUAAAAGCCUGGACGUAGAAGAAGCUUUAGCAGACUUGGGGAGGAAGCUUAGGCUGUCUUCUUGAUCUCUGCAUGGAGGUGAGGGGCGAGGACAGGGGAUCGGACGGCAGCAGAGGCCCCGACUCGACCCACUUUCCUCUUUACAGCAAACCCGCGCGAGUACGGGUCCCUGUCCCGGAUCCUGACAUGAUGAUUUACCCGAGCGCCGGAGGCGAAGAGCUCGCUGGGAGAGCCGCUGCUGCCACCGGCUGCGAGUCUCCCUCUUCGGACGGACCGGGUAGCAGCCGGAUGUCGCCCACUGACGGGCCCACGGUCUUCCCACCUUUACCGCCCCCUCCGCCGUCUGGACUUGGGGGGCAGGGGAGUGUGGAUGAAAGCGAUCAACAGGAUGGGCCAGAAUAUGAGGAAGAGGAGGUUGUUUUCCCCCUUUCAGCACCGCCCACCAACCAAUGGUACCAUGGAAUGUUGGACCGAACCAUUGCUGAAGAGCGAUUGCGUCAGGCUCGGACACCGGGCAGUUACCUCAUCAGAGAGAGCGACCGCCGGCCUGGCUCCUUCGUACUAUCUUUUCUCAGCGUGACCAGUGUGGUCAAUCACUUCAGGAUCAUUGCGAUGUGUGGAGAUUACUACAUCGGUGGACGACGCUUCUCGUCCCUUUCAGACCUCAUUGGUUAUUACAGCUAUGUGUCUUGCCUACUGAAAGGUGAAAAACUGUCGUCCCCAGUAGCUCCCCCUGAGCCAGUGGAGGACCGGCGGCGAGUGAGGGCCAUACUUCCAUAUACCAAAGUGCCAGAAACUGACGAAAUCAGUUUUCUCAAAGGAGACAUGUUUAUCGUUCACAAUGAACUGGAAGAUGGUUGGAUGUGGGUGACCAACGUUCGGACAGAAGAACAAGGCCUUAUCGUUGAUGAUCUUGUGGAGGAGGUGGGUCGGGAAGAGGAUCCCCAUGAGGGAAAAAUCUGGUACCACAGGAAGAUCAGUAAACAGGAGGCCUACAACCUGCUAUUGACAGUUGGCCAGGUCUGCAGUUUUUUGGUCAGGCCCUCAGACAACACACCGGGCGAUUACUCUCUCUUCUUUCGUACCAAUGAGAACAUCCAAAGGUUCAAGAUUAGCCCCACUCCCAACAAUCAGUACAUGAUGGGAGGACGCUACUAUAACAGUGUUGAUGAUAUUAUCGAACGUUACCGAAAAGAGCAGAUUGUAGAAGGAUAUACCCUGAAAGAUCCUGUCCCAGUCCAGCAAAAAGAGCAAGUUCUAUCUGAUUUGGUUGAUGGCAGAGAAAUAUAUAACACUAUUCGACGAAAAACAAAAGAUGCUUUCUACAAAAACAUCGUCAAGAAAGGAUAUCUUCUCUUCAACAAAGGUAAAGGCAAGCGCUGGAAACACUUGUACUUCAUCCUGGAAGGCAACGACGCUCAUCUCAUUUACUUUGAGAGUGAGAAACGAGCCACCAAACCCAAAGGAUUGAUUGAUCUGAGUGUCUGCUCUGUGUAUGGGGUCCAUGACAGUCUGUUUGGCAGGCCAAACUGUUUCCAGAUUGUGGUUCAGCACUUUAGCGAGGAGCAGUACAUUUUCUACUUUGCAGGGGAAACACCUGAGCAGGCACAGGACUGGAUGAAAUGCCUUCAGACAUUCUGCAAUAAUCUACGGAAACCCUUACAGACCACAUACAACAAGCGUUUGCGUCAGGUUAGCAGUUUGGUUCUAUAUGUGGAAGAAGCUCACAAACUUCCCAUCAAACACUUCACCAACCCGUACUGCAUCAUCUCGCUGAACAGCGUGCAGGUGGCCAGGACUCAUCCAAGAGAAGGACAAAACCCUGUGUUCACCGAGGAGUUCAUCUUCGAUGACCUGUCGUGCGACAUCAACAGAUUUGAAAUAAGCUUAAGCAACAAGUCCAAGAAAAGCAAAGAAAGUGACAUCUUGUUCAUGCGUUGCCAGCUGAGCAAGCUGCAGAGGGGCCAGAUGAUCGAUGAGUGGUUUCCUCUGAGCUCCUAUGUGCCGCUGAAGGGAAUUGAGCCCGGCUCUCUGCGUGUAAGAGUGCGAUACUCCAUGGAAAAGAUCAUGCCCGAGGAAGAGUACAGUGAAUUCAAAGAGCUGAUCCUGCAGAGAGACUAUCAUGUGAUCUAUGCGUUGGCGCACGUGUGUGGUCAGGACCGCACUCUGCUGGCAAGCAUCCUGCUCCGCAUCUUAAGACAUGAGCGAGCGGAAGCCCUGCUGCUGAGGACACUGAACGACAGAGAAAUUAAUAUGGAGGAUGAGGCCACAACGCUGUUUCGUGCCACCACUCUGGCCAGUACAUUGAUGGAGCAGUACAUGAAGGCCACGGCUACACCUUUCGUCCAUCACGCUCUUAAAGACACCAUACUGAAGAUCAUGGAGAGCAAGCAGUCAUGUGAGCUGAACCCGUCUAAACUGGAGAAGAAUGAGGAUGUUAACCUGAAUCUGGCUCACUUACUUAACAUCCUUUCAGAGCUGGUGGAGAAGAUAUUUAUGGCUGCUGAGAUCUUACCUCCGACCCUGAGGUACAUUUAUGGCUGUCUUCAGAAGUCAGUGCAGCAGAAAUGGCCGACCAACACUACAAUGAGGACCCGAGUCGUGAGUGGUUUCGUCUUCCUGAGACUCAUCUGUCCAGCCAUCCUCAACCCCAGAAUGUUCAACAUCAUCGCUGAUCCUCCAUCCUCCACUGCAGGCCGGACGCUCACGCUGGUAGCAAAGUCUGUGCAAAACUUGGCCAACCUGGUGGAGUUUGGUGCCAAGGAGCCCUACAUGGAGGGAGUCAAUCCUUUCAUCAAGAACAACAAACAAAGGAUGAUCAUGUUUCUGGAUGAGUUGGGGAAUGUUCCUGAUCUCCCCGAAUCCACCGAGCACUUUAGGACUGAUCUGUCCCGUGACCUUGCUGCCCUGCACGAGAUCUGUGCUACUCAUUCGGACGAACUCCGCACCCUCAGCAACGAGAGAGGAGCACAGCAGCACGCGCUGAAGAAGCUGCUGGCCAUCACCGAGCUCCUCCAGCAGAAACAGGUGCAAUAUGCCAUGUCCAACAGCAGCAGAACUGAAUGUACCUUUAUGGCUGUUGCCACCACUAUCCAGAUCCUCUGAAAGACACGAUUGGUAGCAAAGACAGCAAGACUCGUUCUCCCCAGAUGCAAAUGAAGACAGCGGUAACUAGCUCUGACUAGUUAAACGACACACACUGCCAAUCUCAAAAACCCACAGAAUCACAACAAGAUGAACCACACAAUAAAUGGUGCGAGAUAUUAUUUGCGGUGAAGAACAUCUCUUGAAUCUUCCAAACUUCCCAAGGGAAUACCAAAAUCUGAAAACCCUGUUGACUCAAAGCUUCUUGGACCUGACUUUGAUUGAACUGACCUAUGAGCAGUGACCACUAGACUGGCAUCUGUAGCAUGCAAGAACUCUGGCGCCGCAUUGCUGUUGACCAUCAGGGAAGCGAGAUGCACUUACGGUGCAAGCCUUAAGAAACCGUCUACACUCAAUACUACCGCACAACCUCUUCCUGUUUUGCCCCGCGGUUUCAGGUGCAGGUAGGCUUCGAUCCCACAGAUAGCAACUGAUUCCUAUCUUACCUUCUGAGCCGCUUCGCUUGACAAGAUGCUGCAUCCUGGCUUUUAUCUCUGAACCAGUGUUUGUGUGUGAUACAUAAGCAGAUCAGUGAGUCCGAUUCAAUUUUAGGAAAUAGAUUACACGCGGUUGGUGCAUGCGUCCACUUUUAAUAACUUAACCCUCGUUCUUCCACUGAAUCGAGAAUGGCGACAAACUCAAAACCCUGAAUUUAUAGCUUUAUAGAGUAGAUUCUGAGCUUCCUGGUUCAUUUUCCAUCACAAAAAAACCCAGCAUCAAAACGUGCUGACUAUCAAAUGAUAUUGGUUUAUUAUUAUCAGCUUGUUUGUUUCUUGAUGUGAACUAUUAUGAUUACCUGAGUUAUGCAAAACUUUAAAUCUUCUCUACAAUUUAUUAGGCGCAUUCCAUAAUGUGUUCUUGUUUGAUUGUUUUGAGAGGUAGUCCUAUUGUCCUCCUUACAAAGAAAGUACUAUGGUGCUACCAUUUGUACACUGGUGAUUUUCGAUAUGCGACGGUAUUGAAUGAUAACCAUGGUACAUGUCCAAAAAAAAAAAACUGUUAUAACUAUUGUGCCAUGUUGUAAAAGUAUGGGAAACCCUGUUAUGUUAAUGUGUAUCAACAACCGCUGACUGGAAAAGCUCACUUUGUUCUCAUUUCCUGUUUCCAUCUACAGCUGAUGUAGGAUUCUCUACGGUGCAUUUAGCUGCAUUUUAUUACCCAGCAAAACCGGCAAAAAAGCAUGACGCAGAUUUACCCCUUUUUUUCUACUUCAGGUAGCUCAUGUAUUUUUAUUUUUCUAUUUUAUACUCAAAAACCACGACUUUUGCAUCUUAGAUACAAAACACCAAGUGACUAACCUGGCUGAAUAAAACUCUUAGUAUGAGAACGU
Danio rerio (zebrafish) is the source of this 4973-nucleotide messenger RNA. The record is from RefSeq and is a predicted model, not a curated record. NCBI's taxonomy places the organism in Eukaryota, Metazoa, Chordata, Actinopteri, Cypriniformes, Danionidae.